Messenger RNA from Trichomonas vaginalis G3, 174 nucleotides. RefSeq lists its product as uncharacterized. The record is from RefSeq and is a predicted model, not a curated record. Lineage: Eukaryota; Parabasalia; Trichomonadida; Trichomonadidae. The coding region runs from base 1 to 174 and encodes 57 amino acids. The transcript has a single exon.
AUGUUUUUCCUUCCGACAGAAAAAGUUUUUCCAUCCGACAGGAAAAGUUUUUCCAUCCGACAGGAAAAAUUUUUCCUUCCGACAGGACACAAACGGAUGACUGACGUUCCUCUUCCUGAAUGCCUUCCAAAGCCAGAAGAACCGACAGCCCCAGCACCACAACAGACUUACUAA